Messenger RNA from Dromaius novaehollandiae (emu), 2585 nucleotides. RefSeq names its product aminoacyl tRNA synthetase complex interacting multifunctional protein 1 (gene AIMP1). The transcript has 7 exons. The record is from RefSeq and is a predicted model, not a curated record. The coding region runs from base 27 to 1112 and encodes 361 amino acids. Gene Ontology annotation, molecular function: tRNA binding. NCBI's taxonomy places the organism in Eukaryota, Metazoa, Chordata, Aves, Casuariiformes, Dromaiidae.
GAGCAACAACGCACUCGCUGGGGGGAAUGAGGCUCUGCCGGGCGCUUUCUCCCAAAAGCCGGCGCCCUCGAGGGCAGCCUCGCGAGGGGGGUCCUUCCUCACGGCGGGCGGAGGCGCGCGGCGGCGGCGGCUCCCGUCGGUUCAUGUUUUUAGCCCGUUUCUUGGUAAAGAUGGCAGCCAACAAUGCGGUGUUGAACAGAUUGGAGCAGAAAGGUGCAGAGGCAGAUCAAGUUAUUGAAUACCUCAAGCAGCAAGUUGCUCUGCUCAAGGAGAAAGCUAUGUCAACUCUAGUCUUGCAGGCAUCUCUCCGAGAAGAGAAGAAGCUCCGUGUAGAAAAUGCUAAACUGAAGAAAGAAAUUGAAGGGCUGAAACAGGAGCUGAUUCAGGCAGAAAUUCGAAAUGGAGUAAAACAAAUUGCAGUUCCUCCUGCUACAACCGUUUCUACAGCUUCGUUUUCGGAAGAUGUUUCACAGUCUGCAGUAGUCACAUCCUCUCCUGGUCCCAAAGAUCAAAUUAAAGGUGAAGAUGAAGAAAAGAAAAAGAAGGAAAAAGCAGAAAAAAAAGGUGAAAAGAAGGAAAAGAAACAACAGCCAGCUGCUGGAAGUAGUGACUCGAAACCUGUAGAUGUUUCUCAUCUGGAUCUUCGUGUUGGCUGUAUCAUAACUGCUGAAAAGCACCCAGAUGCAGACACUCUGUAUGUUGAACAGGUGGAUGUUGGUGAAGCAAGCCCAAGGACUGUUGUCAGUGGUUUAGUGAAACAUGUUCCUCUGGAUCAGAUGCAGAAUCGGAUGGCAAUACUACUCUGUAACUUGAAGCCUGCAAAGAUGAGAGGAGUAGUAUCUCAAGCAAUGGUGAUGUGUGCCAGCUCCCCUGAUAAAGUGGAAAUUUUGGCUCCCCCACCAGGGGCAGUACCUGGGGAAAGAAUCACUUUUGAAGGUUUUCCUGGAGAUCCUGAGAAGGAACUUAAUCCCAAGAAGAAGAUUUGGGAGCAAAUCCAACCAGACCUUCAUACCAAUGACCAGUGUGUUGCUACGUACAAAGGAGUUCCAUUUGAAGUGAAAGGGAAAGGAGUCUGCCGUGCAGAGACCAUGGCAAACAGCGGAAUUAAAUAAAUGGUUAUUAGAAGGUUUUUCAGAUGUUGAAAUGGGAAGUAAUGCAAGCACAAUAAAGACAUGAAUAUAUUGCCCCUCCCAAAUGCAUGGCUAAUUCCUUUUUUUAGUUUGAUUCCUUUAUCAGAGAUACUGAAUGUGUUAUGCCUGCAAGAUUUUCACACCUCACUCAUUACCCAUGCUUACUGUCUUUGAGGUUAAGUAUUAUCAACAGUCAUUAACUAUUUAGUAUUUAAGACUUAAUUGCCAAGGCUUGUUCAUGGUAGAACUAGAGGGUGCAUGAGGCAGGCAAAUAAAUUCUCUGGACCGCUAAAAGGUUUGGAGGAUCUAGUAAACAAAACCAUCUCAGGAAGGAAAACUUUCUGCCAUAUUCCUUGUGUGCUAACCUCUGUUCAAGAGGUGCAAGACUGACCAACAGUUGGUUGCUGAAGACCACAAUCAUCUUUAUUCCUCUUGUCAUCUUUCCAUAGUUUCACUCCCCUUCUCCCAAACACUUUUCAGAUAUUAAAAGCCUUUGCAGCUCUGUUCUUGGCUGUAUUGUCUGAGUAGUCUGCAGACUUCACUAAUAUGAAGAUUAAAGUAUGGCUCUUUAUGCUUUAAGAUACGCAAAUGGACAUACUUUUACGUUUCCACAGUUAGUGUUGUAAUUUAAAUAAAAUCAAAGCUGUCACUUUGCUAGUGUAGUUUUUGGGCCUCACCUUUUCUACCUAGAGAUUUCCUUUUAAAUGACAAAUAAUACUAAUAAGUAGUGAAUAUAGAGAAUAGAUUGCCAAAUAGUUAGUAAAUUAAAAAAAAAAUUCUGCCAAUGCCAGAAACAGAUAUAAGACAAAUUGAUUUUUGGUUUUAAAGUCUUUAUAAGCAAUAAUAUUUUGUACAAGAGAUACUGUAGUGUAAAAGAAAUAGCUUCCUCGGUUCUUACAGUUUGAAUUAAUCUGUAAUAUAGUACAAGUAGUCACAAUUAGUAUGGUCAUAGCUUCAAAUUACUUUUUAUGAUUCCUGACCCUUAAUAAUUUGAAAAGAACCAUUUUAGAUCAAUUUACAAUAAGCCUUUUAAGUAAUAAUUUAGAGAUAGUUCAGAUGUUUUAGCAUCUAGUGUUUAACUGUCUGCUGUCUAACCACUGAAACAGUAAGCACUUUUCUAACCACUGAAAUGAAAUAAAUGGAUUUCUUAGUCCCUCUGAAUUUCCCAGGCUUUGAACUUCGUCCAGUAAGCUGGGAGAAAAAACAAAAUGACAUUAAUAUAAAAUUAAAAGGAACAGGCAUAAAAGAAGAGAUAACAGAUUCCUUUUUUGGAAUGAGUUUUGUGUGUGCCUAUAUACUUAACUGUGCUUUUUUUUUCAUGCAUCUGGGAAUAAGCAAUAGUAAUUAGUUUUUUCAAAUGUGCCAAAUAAUAUUAAGCACAUGGGAGCUAUUUUUACUGCCUUGUAAACUGCAUAUCCAAUAAUGUUUUAUUAAACAAAAUUCUUGAAGUUUAAA